AUGGCGUCUUCUAGUUAUACUAUUGUUUUAUUUGUAUAUAAAACGGUUUGAAAAAAAUACAUUACAAGUUUUUAAAUAAUCUUACUAAUAUUGUAUCAUUAAAUUUCGGAAUAUAAAACGAUUUAUAAUAAUAGUUAUUACUCAAUAAUAAUUAUUUACGAGUUUUUCGAUCGGUCUCCAUAACAAAAAAUGGCGUAAUGGUAUAUGACGACAACGAAAACAGUAUUUUGAAAAUUGUUUUUUCGAUUAUAUUUUGAAAUACUAUACACGUGACGUAAUUCGAUAGAUAUAUAUAAGUACAAAAAUUUUCUUUAUGGUUAUAAUUAAAACAAGUUUGAGCAAAUUAUUGAAUCCUUAUUAAAAUAAUAUACAAUGCGUUGGAGAGAAUCAAAAGUGAAUUCGAAAAUUAUCAACGGUAAAAAAAUCGCCGACGAUAUACAAAAAGAAUUAAAAAGGGAUAUAGAAGAUUGGGUGGGUAAAGGACAUCGUUCCCCAUGUCUUAUAGCGAUCUUAGUAGGAGAAGAUGCUGCUAGUAAAAAAUACGUUCAUAAUAAAAUGAUUGCCGCUAAAAAAGUCGGUAUAACAAGCACGACGAUUAAUCUACCUGAAAAUAUAACUGAAGAAGAACUAAUUGGUAAAAUACAAGAACUAAACGAAGAUCCUUCGGUGGAUGGUAUAUUGGUGCAAUUACCUGUACCGGAACACAUUUCGGAAAGAAAAGUUUGUAACGCAGUUGGUCCGAAAAAAGAUGUCGAUGGUUUUCACAUUACCAAUAUGGGACGUUUAGCCAUUAAUAUGGAUACCCUAGUACCGUGUACCGCUUUGGCAGUAAUAGAAUUGAUAAAAAGAUCCCAAAUUAAAACUUUCGGUAAAAACGUCGUGGUAUGUGGUAGAUCCAAACACGUUGGUCUACCUAUAGCUUUGUUACUUCAUUCUGACGCCAGAAACGAAUGUCCCGGUUUGGAAGCUACGGUGACUUUAUGUCACCGACAUACCCCUCCGGAAGAUUUGGAAUUUUACCUCAAGAGAGCCGAUAUUAUUAUCAGUGCUACCGGUGUGGUGAAUUUGAUUAAACCAGAAAUGGUAAAACCCGGGGCUUGUAUAAUAGACGUCGGUAUAACCAGGAUACAAACCGAAAGCGGUAAAGAUAAAAUCGUAGGAGAUGUCGACUUUGAAGGUUGUUUCGAUGUGGCGGGGAAAAUAACCCCCGUUCCCGGUGGCGUUGGACCUAUGACCGUAGCUAUGCUCAUGUCGAAUACUUUUAAAUCUGCUAAAUUAUUAGCGGCGUGAAAUUGUUUGAUUUACGAUCUUAUUUAUACAAAUUUAAUUGAAUAAUUUCAGUGAUGGUGUUUUAAAAAAUAAUCUUUUUACAGUAUUAUUAAUUUUGAUUUUUGUUAAUUAUUUAUGAUGUUUAUUAAUACAAACCUUCAAAAAUGC
Messenger RNA from Diorhabda sublineata, 1437 nucleotides. It is a transcript of the gene Nmdmc, whose product is annotated as bifunctional methylenetetrahydrofolate dehydrogenase/cyclohydrolase, mitochondrial. Gene Ontology annotation, biological process: tetrahydrofolate interconversion. The transcript has 6 exons. The record is from RefSeq and is a predicted model, not a curated record. Gene Ontology annotation, cellular component: mitochondrion. Gene Ontology annotation, molecular function: methylenetetrahydrofolate dehydrogenase (NADP+) activity; methenyltetrahydrofolate cyclohydrolase activity; methylenetetrahydrofolate dehydrogenase (NAD+) activity. NCBI's taxonomy places the organism in Eukaryota, Metazoa, Arthropoda, Insecta, Coleoptera, Chrysomelidae. Bases 373 to 1290 code for a protein of 305 amino acids.